Molecule: messenger RNA, 978 nt
Organism: Acaulospora morrowiae
Lineage: Eukaryota; Fungi; Glomeromycota; Glomeromycetes; Diversisporales; Acaulosporaceae
Source: the annotation of a GenBank genome assembly
AUGAACCAUAUUAACGAUAUUCAAUUCAAAUUACGGGAUAAUGUGGAGCAACGUAAAAUACGAAUAUCGAAAUUCGGUGGUAAUUCUCAUGUAUCAAACCAAUUAAAUGAGAUGUUUAAGGUACAAAGUAUCAAAUAUUCGGAUCUUAAACAGCCAGAUUCCGGAAAAGAUAUUAAAAGAGGAGAGAAUGGAAAUGUUAUUAAAAAAAUCUAUUGUGGUACGGAGGUUGCUUGUAAAAGAAUACCGGCUGUUGUUGAUGAAGACGCCACUGACUCUCAAAAAAUUCAAACCGAAUUGAGUAUCCUCAGUUUAUUGGGAAAAUGCGACCACAUUAUAACUUUUUAUGGUCUUACUAAAGUAGAUAAAGAAAGCACCAUGGUUUUUGCUUGGGCAACACAUGGAGAUCUAAAAAUUUUUUAUGAAAAUCAUACUCUUGAUUGGUCCCUGAAACUAAAAUUUAUUCGUAAGAUCUUUAAAGGUCUUUAUUUUAUACAUAGUAAUAAUAUUCUACAUAAUGAUAUUCGUUGCAAGAAUAUUUUGGUUAAAGAUCUGACGGCUAAAAUCUCGGGGUUUGAAAUGUCUUGUAGUGUGCAAAGUAAUCCUUUACCUAUCAAGAACUUAAGUAAUUCCAUUUACUGGAUGUCUCCGGAAAUAAUGAAAGGAAUGCGUUACACUUAUUAUAGCGAAAUGUUUAGUUUUGGAAUGCUUCUUUGGGAACUUUAUUACGAAAGGGUUCCAUACAAAAAGAUGAAUGUGCAAGAGAUACAGGAAUAUGUUAUAAACAAAGGAAGAGAAACUCUAUACGUUUUUGAUAGCCCAAUUCAUAAAGAACUUACGGAGCUAAUUAGACGAGCAUGGCAAGAUGAUCCACAUGAACGUCCAUCCGAGGUCCAAGUCGAUGAAAAACUUGAGGAAUUAUAUAAGAAUCAUAUGCAUGAAUAUAUAUUACCUCCGGUCUCGAUUAAAAAAUCUCAAUAG